Messenger RNA from Chinchilla lanigera (long-tailed chinchilla), 2632 nucleotides. RefSeq names its product StAR-related lipid transfer (START) domain containing 3 (gene Stard3). The record is from RefSeq and is a predicted model, not a curated record. The transcript has 15 exons. Gene Ontology annotation, cellular component: late endosome. Lineage: Eukaryota; Metazoa; Chordata; Mammalia; Rodentia; Chinchillidae. The coding region runs from base 820 to 2160 and encodes 446 amino acids. Gene Ontology annotation, molecular function: cholesterol binding; cholesterol transfer activity.
UCGGGCGGGAGAUCUGCAUUUAUUCUUGAGGAUUCGGGGUGACAAAGGCCCAGACCCGACGUCAGGAGAACGCACCCCUGUGGGUCUGUUCUGAGAUGGCUCUGGGAGCCCAGUGGAGAGAUGCCAGAGGUGGCUCUGCAGAGGUGGUGACCCUAAGAGGCUUGGUUCCCAGGCUUUUUACUGUUGUGAGGAAACACCUGGCCUGAACAACCAAGGUCUGGGAGCCUGGUGUUUGGGGCUGGGCCUUGCCUGACCCUGGCUCUGUCUGCUCAGCCCUGGCGCUGGGUGAGCCGUGCUGUCGCCCAUGCACCCCAGCACGCGCUGAGGACCUGACCUCCGCAGCCCCAUCCUACCCGGCGGCACUGAGGGCGCGGCGGGGCCGCGGGGGGUCGGGGUGGUGGGGUCCCGGAGCAGCGGUUCAGCGGGGGCGGCGGGGCGGGGCAGGUCUUGUUAGGGCGCCCGGCCGAGCCCUGUGCGGAGGAGGAGCCCGGGAAGGAUUCGCCUUCGGUUUCAGCUCAGCUCUCCUUCCUCUUCCUCCCGCGCAGAAAGCAAAGGCGGAAGGGGGCCGCGCUGGCUUCUCGAGGUUAUUUCACUAAAAUACCAUCGGCGUGGCGCCUCCUCUCCUCACACUUCUGCUUCUCUGGGAGCGCGCAAAGCUUCGGUGGCUGGGGUGGGAGGGGCCAGAGGCCAGCGGUCCCCAGGCCGAGGACCGGGGCCGCUGAACCCGGGUGGCAGGAGAGCCCAAAGGUGCCAUCCCUGCUGGGCCCCGUGAGCCCUGCCGCUGAGGCCCUGAUCCUCACCCACCGCGGGACCACCAGGAUGAGCAAACUGCCCGGGGAGCUGGCCCGCGACCUGGAGCGCAGCCUGCCGGCCGUGGCGUCCCUGGGCACGUCGCUGUCCCACAGCCAGAGCCUCUGCUCACACCUCCUCCCAGCACCCCCAGAGAAGGCCCGGGCCAUCUCCGACGUCCGCCGCACCUUCUGCCUCUUCGUCACCUUCGACCUGCUGUUCAUCUCGCUGCUCUGGAUCAUUGAGCUCAAUACCAACACGGGCAUCCGCAGGAACCUGGAACAGGAGAUCAUCCACUACCGCUUUAAAACCUCCUUCUUCGACAUCUUUGUCCUGGCCUUCUUCCGCUUCUCCGGGCUGCUGCUGGGCUAUGCAGUGCUGAGGCUGCGGCACUGGUGUGUGAUCGCGGUCACCACGCUGGUGUCCAGCGCAUUCCUCAUUGUCAAGGUCAUCCUCUCUGAGCUGCUCAGCAAAGGGGCCUUCGGAUACCUGCUCCCCAUCGUGUCCUUUGUCCUUGCGUGGGUGGAGACCUGGUUCCUGGACUUCAAAGUCCUGCCCCAGGAGGCGGAGGAGGAGCGAUGGUACCGGGCAGCCCAGGCUGCUGUGGCCCGAGGACCUCCCCUGUUCCCCGGGGUGCUCUCCGAGGGCCAGUUCUACUCGCCCCCAGAAUCCUUUGCAGGGUCUGACAAUGAAUCAGACGAGGAAGUCACAGGGAAAAGAAGUUUCUCUGCCCAGGAGCGGGAGUACAUCCACCAGGGCAGGGAGGCCACCGCUGUGGUGGACCAGAUCUUGGCCCAGGAAGAGAACUGGAAGUUUGAGAAGAAUAACGAGUACGGAGACACCGUGUACACCAUUGAGGUCCCCUAUCACGGCAAGACCUUCAUCCUGAAGACCUUCCUGCCCUGCCCGGCCGAGCUGGUGUACCAGGAAGUCAUCCUACAGCCCGAGCGGAUGGCACUGUGGAACAGGACAGUGACCGCCUGCCAGAUCCUGCAGCGGGUGGAAGACAACACCCUGGUGUCCUACGACGUGUCGGCCGGCGCUGCGGGCGGCGUGGUCUCCCCCAGGGACUUCGUGAACGUCCGGCGCAUCGAGCGGCGCAGAGACCGGUACCUGUCCGCGGGCAUCGCCACCACGCACUGCGCCAAGCCGCCGACGCCCAGAUACGUCAGAGGGGAGAACGGGCCUGGGGGCUUCAUCGUGCUCAGGUCGGCCAGUAACCCCCGCGUCUGCACCUUCAUCUGGAUCCUCAACACGGACCUCAAGGGCCGCCUGCCGCGGUACCUCAUCCACCAGAGCCUGGCGGCCACCAUGUUCGAGUUCGCCUUGCACCUGCGGCAGCGCAUCGGAGAGCUGGGGGCCGGCGUGUGACCACCCUGCGGCCAGGCUCUCCCGGAGCCCCGGAGGGGACCGGCCCUGACUGUGGGCAGCACCUUGGCCUCUGCUGCUGCCCUCCGCCCCUGGAGCCACACUGCCAGGCGGGGGCCAGGGCUCAGGAGGAAGCGGGGUCCAUCCUGACGCCACACUGUGUCCCCACGGCUGGAGGAGGAAGCUGCCAUCCCCACCUUGCCAGGGGCAGGGCCGGAGGAGCCGCGGAGAUCUGGAUACCAAGGCCAGACCCGGCCCAGGACGGGGCAGCUGGUCCCUCGGGCUGCGGUGGGACGGCCCCGUGUCUGCGUGCUGUCUCACGCUGGCUUUUUUAGUCACCCCCUGGGUCUUGAACCUUGGACCUUUCGCACUGUGGGGGCGCAGGGGAGGGGGGGACAGCAACUCUGCCACUCCCAGGGCCUCCUGGGGACCUUUGUAAUGUGAGCCAAUUAAAGACAUGAACUCAAAAGGAAAA